Molecule: messenger RNA, 582 nt
Organism: Cyclocybe aegerita
Lineage: Eukaryota; Fungi; Basidiomycota; Agaricomycetes; Agaricales; Hemipholiotaceae
Source: the annotation of a GenBank genome assembly
AUGGACAGCCAGACUCAGACUCUCCUUUCAUCCUCAUGCCAAACUGAUGUCGUCUUGACAUACGCGGUGGCCGCAACGAGCCGUGGCCGUGAUUUAUCCCCUCUUUUCGCGCCGCUUCUUGCGACAGAGUCAUCCUGGCUAUGCCUACUAUUUUUCAUCCCACCAUUUGCUGUAGGAGAUAUGACUGAAGCAGAAAUGGACGCCAAGUUUCCAGGACAAGUCUGUGUCGGAUACCCUCCUUCUCCGACCAUCGAAAACCCAGGACGGGUUUUCCCAAAGACCGACCCGAACAAAGCGCCUGUCGCCUCGCCAAAGCGAAAUACCCCCGACAAGUUCGUCGGCAACCCCUUCCUCAUGAACAGCGCUCUCGACAAGGUGGACCACUCGUUGGGAGAAGUCAUCUCCAUUCUGGAGCAGGAGGAAAGAUCGCAAGACCGUCAGGGCGGAGACAAUGCGCUCUUGCGCAAGUUCAGGUCCUGGAGAAACGAGUUGGAGAAUAUCCGAAUGGGCGAGGAGGAAAUUCCGGUCCCUAACCGUGCGCCAGAGAUAACGUCCGAGGCAGGGGGCAUGUUCGCGGAUUAA